UAGAUAAGAGUUGUACAAUUUUUAGCAUCGCGUCAAAGUAUAUUGAUAAUAUUCAAGUCUUUUGAUGAUCAACUACUGAAGUAUUCUACUGAAAUUUUUGAAGGGGAGAACUUUGUGAUUUAUAUUGUGAUUUAUAUAAAAGAAAAAGAAUGAAAGUGGCCGUAAUUGGAGGCGGAAUAAUUGGUUUGACAACAGCAUUACAAUUAGCUCGUGAAUUACGUAACUCUGAAAUCACAGUUUUCGCUUCUGAUUUUAAUAAUACUGUCAGUCAUGUAGCUGCUGGAAUAUUUAGGGUUGGUUCAUCAUAUUCUGGGCCAACUGAGGAAAUAACAAGAGAUUGGCUGCGAGAUUCGUAUGCAUAUUAUGAUGAUAUUCGAAAAUCUCAUGAAGCUUCUUUCGCCGGUGUAACUGCUAUUUCCGGUUACUUAUUCGCAAAUUCCUCUCCGGAAACCGUAAAGAAUCAGUGGAUGGAAAAUUUAGUACCAAUAUAUAGGAGAGUCACGGAUGAAGAAUUUCAACUAGUCGAGGGUAAUUGGAAAUAUGGGUCAUUUUUUAGUACUCUUCUCACCGAAUGCAAAUUACAUUUGCCAUGGGCACGCAAGAAAUUAGAAGAAAACGGAAUCAAUUUAGCAGUAAAAGAAUUUAAUUCUCUGAGGGAACUUGUUCCCGAUUGGAAUUUAAUUAUGAAUUGCACAGGUCUCGGCGCACGAUCUUUAUGCAAUGAUAGACGUCUCGUUUCUAUGCGUGGUCAAGUACUUAAAGUAAAGGCACCAUGGAUGAAAACGUUCUUCUAUGGCGAGUUGGACACUUACGUUAUACCUGGUUUUAAUGGCAUAGUUACUUUAGGUGGUUCACGAAAUUUUGAUUCCGAAAAUGUGAAACUUUGUCCGCAUGAAUCUGCAGCGAUACGCGAGAGAUGCGAAAAUCUCCUUCCAGGCCUUAAGAAAGCAGAAGUUAUAAAAGAAGAAGUUGGCUUGAGACCAUAUAGAACAAAUAACGUUAGAGUGGAAGUCGAACAUAUCGUAAAUGGGUUUUCUAAAGCUAUUGUAGUGCAUAAUUACGGUCAUGGAGGUUACGGAGUGUGUACUGCGCCUGGAACUGCUAGGUAUGCCAUUAAGUUGGCAAAAGAAAUGCAUAAAUCUUCUAUUGCCAAAUUAUGAUCGAUGAAUAUUACUUUACCUUAAUAUUGAUACGACAUUAAUCUCUCGUAAUUAUAUUCGUUGAAAUUUUACCAUAAUUGCUCACGAAUACAUAGUUUAUUAUUAAUGAAUUUACAUAAAAAAUCAUUAAUACAGGCUAAUACUGUGUGGUAUCAUCAAUGUUAAUUUUCGAACUGUAAAAUUGAUAAAUCCGGAACAAAAAUAAAGUAAUCUUUUCAUUAUCAA
This is a messenger RNA of Bombus pascuorum, 1385 nucleotides long. It is a transcript of the gene Daao1, whose product is annotated as D-aspartate oxidase. The record is from RefSeq and is a predicted model, not a curated record. Gene Ontology annotation, molecular function: D-amino-acid oxidase activity; FAD binding. The transcript has 7 exons. Lineage: Eukaryota; Metazoa; Arthropoda; Insecta; Hymenoptera; Apidae. Bases 150 to 1160 code for a protein of 336 amino acids.